Messenger RNA from Vittaforma corneae ATCC 50505, 711 nucleotides. RefSeq lists its product as uncharacterized. Bases 1 to 711 code for a protein of 236 amino acids. Gene Ontology annotation, cellular component: VCP-NPL4-UFD1 AAA ATPase complex. Gene Ontology annotation, molecular function: polyubiquitin modification-dependent protein binding. Lineage: Eukaryota; Fungi; Microsporidia; Nosematidae. The record is from RefSeq and is a predicted model, not a curated record. The transcript has a single exon.
AUGUUUUCAUAUUUUUUUCGCUCUGACUCUCAAAGUUCUGAUUGGGCACUAAAACCAUCGAAGUAUCCAAAAAAUUCAGAAAACAACUACACAAGUAAAGUCCUACUUCCCCACUACGUCCUCAAGGAUCUGGUUGCCUUUAAUAUUCAACCGCCAUAUGUUUUUGAAAUUUCACAUGAAAAUGGAAUAUACAAAACAGUUUGCUCGGUACUUGAUUUCCUGCUUGAUGACGACGAGGUAGUUGUGCCUUCCUGGAUGUUUGAGCAGCUAUGUUUGGAUACAGCAGACAAGGUUUUCCUGAAACAAAUAGAAAUUGAAAAGGGUGAAGGAGUGAAACUUCUUCCACAUAGUGUGGAAUUCUUGGAGCUUGAGAAUCACAAGAAGGAACUGGAAAAGACACUGACAAACUACCAUGUAUUAAGCUAUGGAGAUGAAAUACUGCUGUAUUUUGAAGAGAUAGGAAAAUGUAGAUUUACCGUUACGAAAAUAUAUCCUGAGCAUCUCGAUGUUAUUUACAUUGUCGAUACUGAUCUGAAAGUUGAUUUUGACGAGCCUUUGGGAUACAAAGAAAAGAUUGAGUCUGAAAAAACCGUUAUGAAAUAUGUGGUGGUUGGGAAUGAUGAUCAGCCAAUCAAGAGUCUAAAUAUGAAGAAGCCAGGUCUAUUUUUUGGUUGGGAUAACUUGAGAAACAGUAAUGAAAAAACAGAGUAG